Polychytrium aggregatum is the source of this 1560-nucleotide messenger RNA. Its product is annotated as glycoside hydrolase. The transcript has 9 exons. Gene Ontology annotation, cellular component: endoplasmic reticulum; Golgi membrane. The annotation marks the transcript as partial. The record is from RefSeq and is a predicted model, not a curated record. Gene Ontology annotation, molecular function: mannosyl-oligosaccharide 1,2-alpha-mannosidase activity; calcium ion binding. Lineage: Eukaryota; Fungi; Chytridiomycota; Chytridiomycetes; Polychytriales. Gene Ontology annotation, biological process: N-glycan processing; carbohydrate metabolic process.
AUGCCCAAGGUCACGGUGACAUCCGGACUGGUGUCGUCGGUUGUGCGCACCGCAGCGAUCCUGAUUGGCGUCGCCGUCCUGCUCUCUCUAUUCCUGAUUCCGACGUCAAACCACUCGCCCGCCAACCCAUCGCAUCUGCUCUUCCACUCCCACCGGCUCUUCGAGAACCCGGGCCGUGCCGCCUGCGGGGAGGCUCUCGUCCGAAAUCCUAUCAUUCCCAAUGACCGAGGCAGCAACGACUUUGAGAAGAUGUGGUUUGUCCGAAACAUGACGAAGCAUGCCUGGGCCGGGUACCACCGCCUUGCAUCUGGGUCCGACGAGCUCAAGCCGCUCUCGGGCAAGGCCUAUAACUGGUACGACCAGCACUCGCUGUUGUCGACGGCCAUUGACUCUCUCGACACGCUCUUGAUCAUGGGCCUCACGGAGGAGUACGCCCAAGCCAAAUCCGAGGUGCUGUCCAAGUUCAACCCGACCUUCAAUGACGAGGUCAGCGUCUUUGAGUCGACGAUCCGCGUUGUCGCCGGCCUCCUGAGCGCCUACGAGCUUGACGGGGAUGUCAAGCUGCUGAAUGCAGCCAAGUGGAUGGCCGACCGUCUGCUGCCGGCCUUUGAGACCCCCACAGGCAUACCCCUGAACCGAUUCUUUGACCGAUCCGCUGGACUCGCUGAGGCCGGAACCCUCAGCCUGGAGCUGCAGUAUCUCUCGGACGCGCUCUUUGCCAUGGAACAGAUAUUCGCUGCCAAGCGAAGGUUGCCGCACCUUUAUCCCAGCGUUGUCAGCGCAAAGUUCCUGAGUUUCGAGAACGAGAACUACGGGAUCGGUGCCGGCCUGGAUUCGUUUUAUGAGUAUCUUCUCAAGAUGUGGAUUGCCACGGGCGACCCAGGAUACUGGGCGCGAUACGAAGGCGCCAUCACGACGAUCAAGAAGAUGAUUGUUGCCGUCUCGGACGAUGGCCAGAAUGUCUAUAUUCCAGAUUUUUUCCGCAAUAUCGACUCGUUGGGAUUCCACCAUCUGACAUGCUUCUCUGGCGGCAUGCUUGGUUUGGGCUCGAUCCUCAACCGUCGCGGUCGAUGGCCCGAGAAUCUGAACAUGGGCAAGCGUAUCACAGAGACUUGCUAUCGCUCGUAUCAAAAGGCGUCGUCGGGCCUCGGUCCCGAGGUUGUCGACGGCAACGAUCUGAGUGCUGUCUCACCAUCGUACCUCCAGAGACCCGAGACAGUCGAAUCCAUCUUCUACAUGUGGAGACUGACGCAUGAUCCCGUAUAUCGCGAGUGGGGCUGGGAUAUUGCGCAGAACGGAUACGCAUCUCUGGGCAACGUCAACAGCGUCGUCAUCGGCAGCAACGGCAUCGUCCACCCACCCACCCUUAUCGACCGCCAAGAGUCGUUCCUGAUAGCCGAGACGCUCAAGUAUCUCUAUCUUCUCUUCACCGACGACGACGUCGUACCUCUCGAAAAGUAUGUCUUCAAUACCGAGGGCCAUCCGCUCUCCAUCCGUGGACAUGGAAAGCGCAAGGACCCUACUCUCUUUGUGCCGCUGCACGGACAUGCCCUGUUUCCG